AUGACUUUAACACCUGUGAAGAGAGCUUCAGCGAAGCCAUCAAGCAGUGGCAAGAUGAAGCAACUGUCGCUAAUGUCGUUCUUUAAGCCCCAACAAGCUAAGAGUGCUACCAUCGCCGGCAUUGCGAAGUCUUCGCCAAUGAAGAAUGAUAGUGAUAAGGAUGACGACUCGUCGAGGAUCCAUUCGACUCCUCUUACCUCAGAUACCGAGAGUACUAUACUGUCGACUCAGAAGAUGAGCUUCGAAUCCUCACCUUUGAAGAGCAAGCAGCCUAGUAAGAGCAGCGGUAAAGAUAUCAAGGAUAUUGAAGAGGAGAAGAAUGCCCCCCAGGAGGGCAGUAUGCUUCAAUCAUCACCUGUAAGCAAAAGAAAUGUGUCAGCUAUAGAUAUGGGGACUGAACUGGAAAUAACACCUGUAGUGAAACGUAGAGCCGCUUCGAAGUCAGUGAGCUAUAUCGAAUCAGACUCUGAAGAUGAAAGCGUCAAAGUAAAUGUAAAAAAGAGAAAAAUCAUAGAAAGUGAUGAUGACGAAGAAGAUGAAUUCAAGAUCCAAGAUGAGGAGGAAGAUGAUGAUGAUGAUAUGAGCGAUUUCAUAGUACCAGACGAAGAUGAAUCGGAUGCUAAGAGUGAAGAGGAUGAUGACACGGAAAUAGUGAAAUUUAAACCUAAGAGAAAGUCGUCUCCAUCUACGAAACCAAAAACUAACACAUCGGACAGGAGAUCAAGUAGAGAAGAAGCGACGGGAGGCGCUCUUGGAGCCAAGUUCAACUCUAAUUCUACUCAUGUCCCAGACUCUAUUAAGACAGCUUCUAAGCCUGUUUCCAAGGCUUCUAUGACCAGUCCGUUAGCUAAGAGAAACUUCAACAAGGAAAAUGAGGAAAGAUAUCAAUGGCUUGUCAACAUUAAGGACGCAAACAAGAAAUCAGUAGACGAUCCGGACUAUGAUUCUAGAACUUUAUACGUCCCAUCCUCGGCUUGGGCCAAGUUUACCAAUUUUGAGAAGCAAUAUUGGGAAAUCAAGUCUAAAAUGUGGGAUACAGUUGUUUUCUUCAAGAAGGGUAAGUUUUAUGAGUUGUAUGAAAAUGAUGCAAUUAUCGCAAACACCAAGUUUGAUUUGAAAAUUGCAGGAGGUGGUAGGGCCAAUAUGAAAUUGGCUGGUAUUCCGGAAAUGUCCUUCGAGUAUUGGGCAAAGGAGUUUGUUAGUAAUGGAUACAAAGUGGCUAAAGUCGAUCAGGUUGAAACCUUAUUAGCUAAGGAGAUGAGAGGUAACACGAAAGAAGAGAAAAUCAUCAAAAGAGAAUUGACCUCUGUCUUAACUGGAGGAACCUUAACAGAUUUAAAUAUGAUUACUGAUGAUAUGGCAAUCUACUGUUUAAGUAUAAAACAGGAUGGGAAAAAGUUGGGAUUAGCAUUUGUCGAUACAUCCACUUCAGAAUUACAAAUGAUUGAAAUUGAAGAGGAUGACAUAGAUGAAUGCAACAAAUUGGACACAAUAAUCACUCAAAUUAAACCCAAAGAAAUUAUAUGUGAAAAGAAUAAUUUGAGUUCAAUUCCUAUGAAGAUUUUAAAACAUUCAUCUAGUGGAAUCAUUUGGAAUUACUUGAAUCCCGAAACUGAAUUUUGGGACUACGAUACUACCUUGGAAGAACUAGUCAAAAGUAAAUAUUAUGAAGCUACUGAUUUAGACGACUACACCAAUUACCCCAAAAUCCUUUUGCAAUUUAAAGACGAAUAUAAGGUCGGUUUCAAUGCUUUUGGAGGAUUGUUACAUUAUCUCAAAAAUUUGAAGUUAGAUGAAAGUAUAAUGACUUUAGGUAACAUUCAUCAAUAUGACGAGCAAAAGACAACAAGUACUACAAAUUUGCUUCUUGAUGGAAUAACCUUGUCAAACUUAGAAAUCUUGAACAAUUCUUUUGAUGGAACUGACAAAGGUACAUUGUUUAAGCUAAUGAAUCGUGCUAUUACACCAUUUGGGAAGAGAAUGUUGAAGACAUGGAUUUUAAAUCCUUUAUACCAAGUGGAACACAUUAAUUCUAGGUACGACUCAGUAGAAUUUUUGAUGAAUAAUGGUGAAUUUAGAGACGUCUUGGAAAGAGGCUUGGGUGAUUUACCAGAUUUGGAAAGAUUGAUUGCUAGAGUACAUGGGAAGACUUUAAGAUUCAAAGACUUCUUGAAAGUGGUAGAAGGUUUUGAAAGAAUUGAGAAAUUAAUCUUGACAGCAAAAGUAUUCGAUUUGAAGGGUGCAGGAGUUUUGGAGACUUAUAUUGAUCGUUUCCCAAGAGACUUAUCUGAAUGUAUCAAUGAUUGGUCCGAUGCAUUCUGUAGAGAUAAUGCAUUGAAUGAUAUUAUAGUACCAGAAAGUGGAAUUGAUGCUGAGUUCGAUGAUUCACAAGCAAAAAUGAACAACUUGGAGAAAAAAUUGGGUGAAUACUUGAAACAAUACAAGAAGGAAUAUAAGUCACACGAAAUUUGCUUUAGAGAUUCAGGUAAAGAAAUCUUCUUGAUUGAAAUGCCAACAAAAGUUAAGAAUAUUCCUAAAGAUUGGCAGCAAAUGGGAUCAACCUCAAAGGUUAAGAGGUUUUGGUCACCAGAAGUCAAGAAAUUGGUAAGAUCCUUGAUGGAACAAAGAGAACUACACAAGAUGUUAUGCGAAGGUUUGAGAUUCAGGAUGUACGAGAAAUUUGACAAAAACUAUGACGUUUGGAUCAGUACCAUCAAGAAACUAGCCCAAUUAGAUUGCUUGGUCGCACUUACAAGAACAUCGGAAUCUAUUGGCUACCCUUCAUGUAGGCCAGAAUUUGAUCAACAAGAAGCUGGAAAUGCAUCGCUUGACUUUAAGGAAUUGAGGCACCCAUGUUUUGUUGGUGAUAACUUUGUUCCUAAUGAUGUCAAGUUAGGAGGAGGAUCUGCUUCAAUUGGGUUAUUAACUGGUGCAAAUGCAGCCGGAAAAUCGACCUUGAUGAGAACUACUGGUCUUGCAGUAAUUCUCAGUCAAAUUGGUUGUUUGGUUCCUGCCGAACUGGCCAAGUUAACUCCAAUUGAUAAGAUCAUGACCAGAUUGGGUGCCAAUGACAAUAUUAUGCAAGGUAAAUCAACAUUCUUUGUUGAAUUAUCCGAGACAAAGAAAAUCCUUGACAAUGCAACUCCAAAUUCAUUGGUUAUUCUUGAUGAAUUGGGACGUGGAGGUUCGUCAAGUGAUGGUUAUGCAAUUGCAGAAUCUGUGUUGUACCAUUUAAGUACCCACAUCCAAUCAUUAGGGUUUUUUGCAACCCAUUAUGGGACAUUGGGACUCUCCUUUAAGACACAUCCAAAAAUCAUGCCAUUAAGAAUGGCUAUUAUUGCUGAUAGCGCAGGAUCGAGAAAUAUCACCUUUUUGUACAAGCUAGAAGAAGGUUCCGCUUCUGGUUCUUUUGGUAUGAAUGUUGCUUCCAUGUGCGGAAUACAAGAAGAUAUCGUAAUGAAGGCAGAAAUAGCAGCUAAAGAAUAUGAACACACUUCGAAAUUGAAAAAAUUGACUGAAAUUGUUUUACACAGUGGAGAAGAUGGAAGCUCAAUGAACUUAAGCCUCGGAUUACAGAGUGAUUUUAGUUGGGUAGUAAACAAUUACGAAGAGUUGACCAAGAGUGUGUCAGUAUCGAAUGAAAAAGUUCAGCACAAUGCAAUUUCUACGAUUUUUAAGAUGAUUGACUCUCUUUAA
Messenger RNA from Dujonia railenensis, 3696 nucleotides. NCBI's taxonomy places the organism in Eukaryota, Fungi, Ascomycota, Pichiomycetes, Serinales, Debaryomycetaceae. The record is from the annotation of a GenBank genome assembly.